GAGUGUUACCCGAUCCCUGCUACUGCGGAUGGCUGCGUCGCGGGCGGUGUAGUUAUUUUUUUUACUAAACUAGGAAGAUAGUGUAUAAAAUUUUCCAAAAUGUGGAUGUACUGAGGAUCGUGUACGCGAGAAACUUGAACGUUCAACUAUCGUUGAAAAGUAGGAAAAAAGUUCGAAGAUCAUGCGUCAGCUGCACGAUUUCGGAGCGCUGGUCGGCUGCUACCUGUUGGGCGUAGCCGUCGUGGUGUUGGCUCAAAACGACAAGACUUACUACGAGACGGCCAAGGAUGACCAGGUAAUGCCCGAUUGGCAGACGCGGGACGCCUUCGACGAGAUCCGCCACAAGUUGGACAAAGUUACCCAGGACAAUUGCCAAAUUCAGCACCUCGAUGAUCUCUACCUGCCAGAGAACAGCGUCAGCCACCUGCCCGACAUCAAGGAGAUCAACAUCAAUCCGAUCUUUCCGAAUCGCACGGCCCUCUUGCAUCUACACAACAUGGCCCUAACCAGAAGCUUCUACUGGAGCUACAUCCUGCAGUCGAGGAACUACAAACCACCGAUAAACGAUACCUACGAUCCGGGAAUGAUGUACUAUUUCCUGUCCACUGUCGCCGAUGUUUCGGCGAACCCGUACAUCAAUGCUUCGGCCAUUUACUUUGCCCCAAACGUGUCCUUUACGUCGUCCUACAGAGGAUUCUUCAACAAGACCAUGCCCAGAUUUGCCCCCAGGACUUUCAGGGCUGAUGAUUUCAACGACCCCGUGCAUUUGGAGAGAAUAUCGACCAUGAAUACGUUUUACACUCAGGACUUGGGUGCUUUUCCGUCAGACCAGCUCAGUAGAGACUAUACAACCGACUACUACAGGACGAACGAGUGGUACAAGAAAUGGCUGCCAGACAAUACAGAAAGACACGACACCAAAAUAACGUACCAGGUGGAAAUCAGAUAUGCAAAUAAUACCAACAUCACUCACACGUUCCAUGGUCCCAAAGGUCCCCAUGAGGAGGGCGGACCUGUGAAAUGGAUAAGACCGUAUUUCGAUUGUGGCCGCUCCAACCGUUGGCUGUUUGCGGCAGUUGUUCCAAUCGUGGACUUGUACCCUCGUUACACGGGCUUCAGGCAUAUCGAAAUCCCCAAGUACACAGCCGUUUCGGUUGUGGAAAUGGAUUUUGAGAGGAUCGAUAUUAACCAAUGUCCACUUGGUGAAGGUAAUAGAGGACCAAAUAAAUUUGCUAAUACCGCUAGAUGUAAAAGGGAGACUACUGAGUGCGAGCCUCUUCAUGGAUGGGGAUUCAGAAGAGGAGGAUACAUGUGUAGAUGUAAGCCAGGGUGGCGACUACCAAACGUAGUGAGACGACCUUAUCUCGGAGAGAUCAUCGAAAGAGCGUCAUAUGAACAGUAUUACAAUGGAUUUGAUUGUUCCAAAAUAGGGUGGAUUCAAAAGAAACCCGCGGAAUUGUCAAAGGUGACAGAUAUCCAGAGAGAGAAAUAUUUGGAAUACUAUCAUGAAUAUAGAAAUUUUUCGGCUGGAGCAGACUCGUUGCACGAUGAAAAAAUGAAUAUAGAUCAAGUUUUAAAAUUUAUCAACAGCGUUAACCCAACUACUUGUAAAAACUACAACAAAGAACAAUUACGACUGCCAGGCGACAUUGCUUUUGGCGUGGAAGAGUUCUACGAGAACGAAGCUAAGAUGGCCUCACGUCUUGCCAACUUUAUUAGCUCGUUCUUACAGGUCUCGGAUCCAGAAGAAGUGUAUUCGGGUACACGCGUCGCCGAUAAGCCUCUUAACGAAGAUCAAAUGAUAGCUGAAGCGGUAGCUCUGCUCUUUGGUAAUCAGAGAAUCUGGUCAGCCGGUAUUUAUUGGGAUCGCAAAAAGUUUACCAAUCGCACGUACUUUGCGCCAUUCGCCUACAAAGAAGAACGUAACGCUUUGAAAUUGAAGGUCGAGGAUUUGGCGCGACUUAACAGUACAGAGGAUCUCUAUACUAAAAACGAAUGGUUCCAACUGCUGAAGAACCGUUGGGCCGCAAAUUACGACGAUCUCGAGAAAUACUUCUUAAAAAUGAUGGUGCGCUACAACGAGACCGGCGAAUCUUUGAAAAAAUACGAACAAUAUCCAACGUACUACAGGGCGGCAAACCUGAACCAUGGCUACUGGACCGUCCCUUACUUCGAUUGUAACGGCAAAGUGAAGAAAUGGUUAAUUACCUAUGCAUCCCCCUUUUUCGGCUGGGACAAACUCAAAAACAAACUGGAAUUCAAGGGUGUCGUAACCGUGACCAUGGACUUGCUACAGCUGGAUAUCAACCAGUGUGACGAUGAAUCCACUGUUUCCAACGCGUUUAAGGGGACACACAAGUGCGACAAAAAAGUCUCAUAUUGCGUUCCGAUAUUGGGUCGAGCAUUCGACAGCGGCGGCUACAAGUGCGAGUGCAAGCAGGGAUUUGAAUAUCCUCUUGAAGAUCUGAUAACGUACUUUGAUGGUCAACUCGUUGAAGCUGAGUUUGGAAAUAUUGUUGAUGACAAAUUGACUAGGUAUGACGUGUACAAAUGCAGAUUAGCGGGUGCUGGCUCUAUGGAAUUCAGCUGGGUACUGCUUCUGCUGACUUUCGUAAAACUAAUUUUCCCUGGCCAUUGGAGAUAAGCAUAGGGAUAUUUUUUUUGGGGGGGGGGGAGUUUUGAACAAAUUUUUUAUCAAAACGUUAUGCUAAAUUGCUGCAAUAUAAUUACGUAGAUUAAGAAUUUUUACAAAAAGUACAAGAAGUAAUUUUUUAAGGAAUCUCAAAGUCAUUUUACAGACUUGCAUGUCCGUCCAAUAUUUUCUUUUACCUUAAUUUUAUACGUGCAUAUUGUUCUAAUAUGCUGUGAAGCGCUCAAACUGCCAGGCAGUUUUUUUUAUGUAGAUAUUUUAAUAUAAAUCACGAGUAUUAUGUAAUCGAGCAAUUUUUACCGUCUUCUUAAAGUAUACUAAUAUAAUGAACGUGCCUCCAAUAAAUCGUAAUUCUAAUCUAAAUAUUUAUAAAAUGAAGUCAGACUUCAUGCAAAUCUACAUUGCCUUUUUAUACAUAUGUAAGCAAGUGCCUUUACCCAAAGCACCAAUACGCAUCGCUCAAUUGGUGAUUAAAUCAUCAAUUUUUAGUGUAUGUACAUUUGUUCAAAGCAAUGUUAAAUUUUAACCUUGAAUCUCAGUGUAGUAUAUAUUUUAUGUUACAAAUAACUAAUCAUCGAUAUUUAAAAAAAAAUUUAAUAUAUCGACGCGAGAUUUUUCAUUUCUUUUUACCAAAGUGUACUCCGUCCAUAGAUGUUUUUUUUUUUUUUUACAUUUUGUAUGGGUUC
Messenger RNA from Copidosoma floridanum, 3336 nucleotides. RefSeq lists its product as uncharacterized. NCBI's taxonomy places the organism in Eukaryota, Metazoa, Arthropoda, Insecta, Hymenoptera, Encyrtidae. The record is from RefSeq and is a predicted model, not a curated record.